This is a messenger RNA of Cavia porcellus (domestic guinea pig), 5918 nucleotides long. RefSeq names its product clustered mitochondria homolog (gene Cluh). Gene Ontology annotation, biological process: intracellular distribution of mitochondria. Gene Ontology annotation, cellular component: cytoplasm. The record is from RefSeq and is a predicted model, not a curated record. Lineage: Eukaryota; Metazoa; Chordata; Mammalia; Rodentia; Caviidae. The transcript has 26 exons. The coding region runs from base 83 to 4585 and encodes 1500 amino acids. Gene Ontology annotation, molecular function: protein binding; mRNA binding.
GAGCCAGAGGCCCCAGCUACCCGUUUGACCCAAGAAUCAGGCAAGGAGCUCAGUGUGUGACUGGUGACUGGGACGCCACCUCAUGGCGUGGGCCUGGGUUUGUGCCAGCUGUUGCCAGCAGCUGGCCAAAGCUGUCCUACCUACUGGGGUUGGAGCUGAGGAGAGGACCCCCUUGCUGGGCCCUGCUCCUGCUAGCCAGGCCUUAAGGCCCUUAAUACUGAGGGAUCUGAGUACGAGUACCCCAAGUGGUGGGUCCUCCUGCACCCUUGAUGGCUUCAGCGGCACUGACCCCCCUUUUGAGCAGCAUAUGGAGGUGGGCCUCAGCACUGAUAGCAGCUACCCCAAGGGUCCUGGAGCUACUGGGACCUCUUGGCCUGCAGCCGUCCUUCUGGCCGACCUUGAACAGCAUGCAAAGCAGAGGGAGCAUGCCCUUACCAAGGCUGCCUCUGCAGGCCUGGCCCCAGUGAAACCUGAAGCCAGCUGGAGCUCCAGCCCUGGGCCUACCAGCUGUGGUAGGACAAGGAAAGUGGCUGAGGCUGAAACAAGGGGCACAGGCAGUGCUGGGCCUGGGCCGGAGCAACUUUGCUUUCAUGGCAGUCUCGAGACUCCAGAGCCAAGGAAAGGGCAGCUGCUGACUGCACCAGAUCCCCCAUCGGUCAUGCUGUUAAAUGGGGACUGUCCAGAGAGCCUGAAGGAGGAGGGAGUGGCUGACCUACCCAAAGAAAAUGGACAGGAUGAGGGUGAGCCAGGAGAUGAGACCACUGGACAGGAAGUCAUUGUCAUUCAGGAUACGGGCUUUUCUGUGAAGAUUCUGGCCCCUGGGAUCGAGCCCUUCUCCUUGCAGGUGUCUCCCCAGGAGAUGGUACAAGAAAUUCACCAGGUGCUCAUGGACCGUGAGGACACCUGUCACCGUACCUGCUUCUCCUUGCAUCUGGAUGGCAACAUGCUGGAUCACUUUUCAGAGCUGCGCAGCGUUGAAGGGCUGCAGGAGGGCUCAGUACUCCGCGUGGUGGAAGAGCCAUAUACAGUACGAGAAGCCCGCAUCCAUGUGCGCCACGUCCGAGACCUGCUCAAGAGCUUGGAUCCAUCUGAUGCCUUCAAUGGAGUUGACUGCAACUCCUUGUCCUUCCUGAGUGUCUUCACUGAUGGCGACCUGGGAGACAGUGGGAAGCGGAAGAAAGGCUUGGAGAUGGAUCCCAUCGACUGUACUCCACCUGAGUAUAUCCUGCCAGGGAGCAGGGAGCGACCGUUGUGUCCUUUGCAACCCCAGAACCGUGACUGGAAGCCUCUGCAGUGUCUGAAGGUGCUCACCAUGAGCGGCUGGAAUCCACCCCCUGGGAACCGCAAGAUGCACGGGGACCUGAUGUACCUGUUUGUGAUCACAGCUGAGGACCGGCAAGUCAGCAUCACCGCAUCCACUCGGGGCUUCUACCUGAACCAGUCCACAGCUUACCACUUCAACCCCAAGCCCGCCAGUCCCCGUUUCCUCAGCCAUUCCCUGGUGGAGCUGCUCAACCAGAUCAGCCCAACCUUCAAAAAAAACUUCGCUGUGCUGCAGAAGAAAAGGGUCCAGCGUCACCCGUUCGAGAGGAUCGCUACCCCGUUCCAGGUGUACAGCUGGACAGCCCCCCAGGCAGAGCACGCCAUGGACUGUGUGCGCGCAGAGGACGCCUACACCUCAAGGCUGGGCUACGAGGAGCAUAUUCCUGGACAGACCAGGGACUGGAAUGAGGAGCUGCAAACCACAAGGGAGCUGCCCCGUAAAAACCUGCCUGAACGGCUGCUGCGGGAAAGAGCCAUAUUCAAGGUACACAGUGAUUUCACAGCAGCAGCCACUCGGGGUGCCAUGGCGGUCAUUGACGGCAACGUGAUGGCCAUCAACCCCAGUGAGGAGACCAAGAUGCAGAUGUUCAUUUGGAACAACAUCUUCUUCAGCCUGGGCUUUGACGUCCGCGACCACUACAAGGACUUUGGUGGGGAUGUGGCAGCCUAUGUGGCACCCAGCAAUGACCUGAAUGGUGUGCGCACGUACAACGCGGUAGACGUGGAGGGGCUGUACACACUGGGCACAGUGGUGGUGGACUAUCGUGGCUACCGGGUCACAGCUCAGUCCAUCAUCCCUGGCAUCUUGGAGCGGGACCAGGAGCAAAGUGUCAUCUACGGCUCCAUAGACUUUGGCAAGACGGUGGUGACGCACCCUCGGUACCUAGAGCUGCUAGAGCGGACCAGCCGACCCCUGAAGAUCCUGCGGCACCGGGUGCUCAAUGAUCGUGAUGAGGAGGUGGAGCUGUGCUCCUCGGUGGAGUGCAAGGGCAUCAUCGGCAAUGAUGGCCGCCACUACAUCCUUGACCUGCUACGUACCUUCCCUCCUGACCUCAACUUCCUGCCUGUGCCAGGCGAGGAGCUGCCUGAGGAGUGCACUCGCGCGGGCUUCCCCCGCACUCAUCGGCACAAGCUUUGCUGCCUGCGCCAGGAGCUGGUGGACGCUUUUGUGGAGCACAGGUAUCUCUUGUUUAUGAAGCUGGCUGCUUUGCAGCUGAUGCAGCAGAAGGCCAGCAAGGUGGAGACCACUUCCCUGGAGAAUGGCAGUCCCUCUUCAUCGGAGUCCAAGCCUGCAGACCCUCUGGGGCCUGAGGCAGGAAAUGAGGAGGAGGGCAGUAGUGCCAGUGGGCUGGCCAAGGUGAAGGAGCUGGCAGAGACCAUCGCCUCCGAUGACAGCACAGACCCCCGGAGCCGGGAGGUGAUACACAAUGCGUGCAAGGCUGUUGGCUCCAUUAGCAGCACAGCUUUUGACAUUCGCUUCAAUCCUGACAUCUUCUCACCAGGGGUUCGCUUCCCUGAGUCCUGCCAGGAUGAAGUUCGGGACCAGAAGCAGCUACUCAAAGAUGCGGCUGCAUUCUUGCUUUCCUGCCAGAUCCCUGGAUUGGUGAAGGACUGUGCAGAGCAUGUGGUGCUGCCUGUGGAUGGGGCGACCCUGGCUGAGGCAAUGCGCCAGCGCGGAAUCAACAUGCGCUACCUGGGCAAGGUGCUGGACCUGGUGCUGCGGAGCCCAGCCCGCAGCCAGCUAGACCAUGUCCACAAAAUUGGCAUCGGAGAGCUCAUUACCCGCUCCGCCAAGCACAUCUUCAAGACGUACUUCCAGGGAGUGGAGCUCUCCGGGCUCUCAGCUGCCAUCAGCCACUUUCUCAACUGCUUCCUGAGCUCCUACCCCAAUCCUGUGGCCCACCUGCCUGCCGAUGAGCUGCUCUCCAAGAAGAGAAAUAAGAGGAGAAAAAACCGGCCCCCAGGAGCUGCAGAUAACACUGCCUGGGCGGUGAUGACCCCUCAGGAGCUCUGGAAGAAUAUCUGCCAGGAGGCCAAGAAUUACUUCGACUUCAGCCUUGAGUGUGAUUCUGUGGACCAGGCUGUGGAGACCUACGGCCUGCAGAAGAUAACACUGCUGCGGGAGAUCUCCCUGAAAACUGGAAUCCAGAUCCUGCUGAAGGAAUACAGUUUUGACAGCCGCCACAAGCCUGCAUUCACCGAGGAGGACGUACUCAACAUCUUCCCUGUGGUCAAACACGUCAAUCCCAAGGCCUCGGAUGCCUUCCACUUCUUCCAGAGCGGACAGGCCAAAGUUCAGCAGGGCUUCCUGAAGGAGGGCUGUGAGCUCAUCAGUGAGGCCCUGAACCUGUUUAACAACGUGUAUGGAGCGAUGCAUGUGGAGAUAUGCGCCUGCCUGCGCCUCCUGGCUCGCCUGCACUACAUCAUGGGUGACUACGCUGAGGCCCUGAGCAACCAGCAGAAAGCAGUGCUGAUGAGCGAGCGGGUGAUGGGCAUUGAACACCCUAAUACUAUCCAGGAAUAUAUGCACCUGGCCUUGUACUGCUUUGCCAGCAGCCAGCUGUCUACAGCCCUGAGCCUGCUGUACCGGGCCCGCUACCUCAUGCUGCUCGUGUUCGGGGAGGAUCACCCUGAGAUGGCACUGUUGGAUAAUAACAUCGGGCUGGUGCUGCAUGGAGUGAUGGAGUAUGACCUGUCACUGCGUUUCCUGGAGAAUGCUUUGGCGGUCAGCACCAAGUACCAUGGGCCCAAGGCCCUCAAGGUGGCCCUCAGCCACCACCUCGUGGCCCGGGUCUAUGAGAGCAAAGCUGAGUUCCGGUCAGCACUGCAGCACGAGAAGGAAGGCUACACCAUCUACAAGACCCAGCUGGGUGAGGACCACGAGAAGACCAAGGAGAGCUCAGAGUACCUCAAGUGCCUGACCCAGCAGGCUGUGGCCCUGCAGCGCACCAUGAAUGAAAUCUACCGCAACGGCUCCAGUGCCAACAUCCCACCGCUGAAGUUCACAGCUCCCAGCAUGGCCAGUGUCUUAGAGCAGCUCAAUGUCAUCAACGGCAUCCUCUUCAUUCCUCUCAGCCAAAAAGAUUUGGAGAAUCUGAAGGCCGAGGUAGCACGGCGGCACCAGCUCCAGGAGGCCAACAAAAACAGAGAUAAAAUCGAGGAGCCCAUGGCCACCGAGCCUGAGCCAGCAAGGGCCCCAGAGGACCUGGGCUCCCAGCCCCAGGCUGCCAAGGACCCUUCUUCCCCAAGCUUGCAGGGAUAAAAAGGGAGAGACAGAUGGACAGUCAGUGGCCCCAUUACCCGGUGACUCAGACUUCAGGAGAAGGGGGCAUGUCCUGCAGAUUGGGAGAGGAAAAGCCAGUCCCUCUUCUUCCAUGUUCCACCUCUACCCUACCCCAGCAUCCUCCUGGGACCCCGGCCUGGCCUACCUGCUCCCUAAAAGAUGUUUUGCACUGGUUCAAUGAAUAUAUGAUGCAGAGGCCUAAUUGAAGACACAUGGAUGGAGUAUGUGGGCACUGGUUCCGACUGGGGGGCAGGUGCCCCUCAGGCCCCAUCCUCCAGCAUGUGUGUGUGAGUGUUCGGCGCCCGUGAGUGUCUUGAUCCUGUCCCUCCUGACUUGUACAUAGCUCCCAGUCAGUUCUGAGUGAAUGACGUACAGAUGGGAUUUCUCAGGUCAUUUGUAUGUUUGACAUUUUGGCUGCUGCUUUUGCUGCCACUACCCCUGGGCCCAGCCUGGCUUAAAAGUCCAGGUUGUAAGCCAAAAAAAAAAAAAAAAAACAGUAGGGGACUUUCCUGUGUCCUGGGAGGGGGAGCCAGAGCUCUGGCAGGCUGGAAGGCUGUGGGGUGCACUUUAGUUCUGUGGCAAGAUGAGAGCUGCAGUGCCAUCACUAAUCACGGUCGGGCCUGGCCUGCCUGUGGCUUCAGAGUGAGGGGGAAGGGUACGGUGGAUGUGGACCCCCAGAUUUCCAGUUGCCCAGCUCUACCUGUGGGCCCUUGGGUCCAGCAGGAGGCGCUGCCACAAGCUAUGCCUUGCCUCCCAACUCCUCGCAUCCCAUGUGGGGGUCUCCUGGGGGGCCACAGUCUGAAUGUAUCUUCCUCUCCAUUUUAACCUGAGCUGCCUAACGCACAGUGGGGAUGAGGCGGGUUGGGGCUGGGGAAACGGGGCUGAAUCAUGGAUCCUGAGGCAAAAUAACCAGGUGCAGAAAGGAGUGAUUGUCACCUCUCUAGAACCCAGCUCCCUACCUGGCCUUCGCCACACAAGCACCUUCUGAAGAGUAGGCCCAGGGAUGGUGGGGCCCCCACCAGCCCCAGCUGCUCCCCUCCCCUCCUGCCUGUGUUGCUUCUCUGUGCCUCCUGCCGGGAGGGAGCCCUGCCUGGGAGGGCAGGAGGUCCGCUGCCCUGUGAGCCGGGGGAGCCUCUGCCUGGGGUUUUCCGGAGAGCUGCUUCUGGAUCGGGUCUGUCAAGGCACCUUGUUUCAAGGGGAGUGGGCGCGAGCUAGCACGAGGCAUCCCUACAGCCAAUCAAGAACUUUUUCUUGUUUUUAAACCGUCACGUCUUCAUUUCACAUUGGAAUAAAGUGAGUUUUUGAAACCUGC